Messenger RNA from Acaulospora morrowiae, 807 nucleotides. The record is from the annotation of a GenBank genome assembly. NCBI's taxonomy places the organism in Eukaryota, Fungi, Glomeromycota, Glomeromycetes, Diversisporales, Acaulosporaceae.
AUGUUUUCGGAGGAUCUCGAGAAUCGAAGGCGAAAAAGCUUCGGAUCCUUUAGCGUGCUUACAGAUAAUGUUAUAUCUGAAUGCAUUCUGUCGAAGUUGUCUGCAAAGGUAUCGUUGAUCACUGAACUUAAAUUACUGAACCUUAUACCUUUAUCUUUUAUAGAGCUAGCCCUAUCUUCAAGGGUAUCUAAAUUCUUUUACAUAUUCGCACACGACGAUCAACUUUGGAAAAAACAUUGUUUGGAUAAAUGGGGACACGAUAGGAGAGUCAUGGAGAAUUUUGUAUAUCGCAGAAGUUGGUUGCUAAGCUAUUUGUUUCCUACAUCAUUGAGUGAACAAGAGGAACAAAUGAUCUGUAAUCAUCCUGCCCAACAGACUUUUUAUUUUUCAGAUGUUUCAAGUUAUUAUUUAUAUGCAAAAUGGUGUCGCUGCAACAUGAAUCUCAGUAAUUUCGUUCCUUCUCAGGAUUUACCUCUUGAGACCAAGAUACCAGUGGAAGAUGGGAGAAAUCUCACUAGAGAGAGAUUUGAAGCUUUUUAUGAUGCACAGGCUGUUCCCGUGUUGAUUACCAAUGGAGAAAUAGAAAAAUGGAAAGCCUGGAAUGAUUGGAAGUGGGAGAAUUUAUUGCAAAAGUAUGGAAAACAAGCGUUUCGAGUGGCAAAUGAUCACGGAGGAAAAAAUCGUUAUUUUCUGAUGACUUUGAAUUCUUAUGCGCAUUACAUGAAAUUUCAGUGCGAUGAAACGCCUUUGUACGUGUUUGACAAUGAAUUUGCUGAUAGGAAUCCCGAAAUGGCUAAUGCCUAUGAG